Messenger RNA from Anastrepha ludens (Mexican fruit fly), 7401 nucleotides. It is a transcript of the gene gukh, whose product is annotated as serine-rich adhesin for platelets. The transcript is spliced from 6 exons. The coding region runs from base 1 to 5712 and encodes 1903 amino acids. Lineage: Eukaryota; Metazoa; Arthropoda; Insecta; Diptera; Tephritidae. The record is from RefSeq and is a predicted model, not a curated record.
AUGGCCUGCGGCUGUUGUGGUUGUCUGUUGUCCUCCUCAUCAAUAUCUCCACCGUUAGCUGCAGCAUCAACAGCAUCAACGACAGCAGCAGCGGCAUCAUUAUUGGCAUCGUCAGCCCCAACAACCGCAAUGACAAUGAGAAGUAGCCACAUCAGCAACAGCAACAGCAACAGCGGCUACAAAGUUGUUGGCAAUGACGCUGACGACUUUGAGUGCCAACAUCAGCAUCCAAGUCAUUUGCUGCAAUCUGAGAGCGACCUCUUAACUUUCGCGCAACGUAAAACGCAUUUCGAGUGCGACAAGUCGAUUCGCAAGGAGCUCUUCACCGCCACCACACGUCCGCCGAGUGUUCGCGUUCUCUACGAGGAGGCAGCCAGAGUGAGGCCAACACCCUCCGCCCUUUGCUACCAUUCACCGCAUUCGCCGCGCUCAUUUACAUCGGCCGAUGGUUUAACGGUUUGCGAAGCCACCAACGCUGAUGGCGCGCUGUUGGAUGGCGCGGCAUCGGUCAUAGGUGCUGGCGACAUUGACGAACUGGUUUGUACGCCCGUCUUUGGCAAGACCAAUCGCAAGAUGCGCACCAGAAUUGAUGCUGAAAUUGAAAUAAGAUUGCCUGCCGCCAUUGAAGAUCUCCGCAAGUGGACUUCCAGCGAAGCGUUGGGUGACGUCACGGUCACGCCCGAUUGUAUGCAUCAUGUUGACACGUCCAUUAGCACCUCGAUGGUGAUCGGCGACAAUGGGGUAUUGACGCCCGCCCUAUCUCCGUCCGUGCUGUCCGCCGAUGCGGUCGACGCACUCUACGCCAUAAAUGUCAGCCAAAUUGGCGACAAUACGCAACUGCCUAACGACAUAAAUAAAGAUGUGCCUUUGAAUCAUCGACUGCCUUCACCUGAGGAACAAUGUAAAAUUAUAGCUUUAAGGUAUCCCGCCGAAGUGAUCUCGGUGGACACAUCGGGCAAACGUUUCCAGCGCAUGUGUGCGGCGCGCAAAUCCACAACCGGUUGCUACACCGGCAACAUGGCCGAGACGAACAAUUUGAACGAUGACGUUCAAACGGUGAGCCGACGUUCACGUUCGCGACGAGUGCGCGGCAAGCGACGCAACACAAUCGCCGGCACCGAUCAGAAGGAAAUUCAAGAUGCGGCAAAUGGUGACUCGACAGCAACAAGCGGUGAGAUUAAAAGCGCCGUCGGCAAAACCAAUUCAAACGUGCCCAUAGGAGCCAAUGCCGCCGCAGCUGCCGAUGGUAAUGACGAGGAUGUGCGUCGCAGCGAUAAAUCGAAAAAGUUCGGGCGCAGCAAAUCGAGCGAUAUUUUAAAAAAAGAUGCUGUUGCCUUGCCCUACGAUAAGGGCAAGAACACAUUGACACGCCUAAAUUCGCUUAAACAAUGGGGCCGGAAUCGCUUCAAAUUUAUGCAACGCACCGAGACAACGGCGCAAUCGGCCAGCGAUAGUGGUGCUCAUGAUGUGUCGGCGAGCAGCAGCAGCAGCAGCAAUAGUUCGCAGCAACAACCGCCGACGCCUGAAAAAGCGGAGACGAGCGGUAAUAACGUCACAAUCAUGCCGACGAAGCCAAGCCAAUCGACGCGCACCGAGACGGGCGACAUCGAUGAUGAAUGCGUUGUGCAUGAGCUGGUGAGCCAAAAGAACGAAGGUCGCUUUUCGCAUGAACGAAAACCGUCAUAUUCGUCGUCGGAGAAGAGCAUGAGUGUGAGCAGCAGCGGGCACCUUAAAGGUAAACUGCAUCUGGCCACCUGUGGUAACGUGAAAUUGCGUGAUACCUCAUCGUUGAAUCGUCAACGGCGACUCGGUAUCACCGCCAACGAUGCGCUGGGCGGCAAAGAGGAACAACCGCAUUCGUCUAGCGGCAAUUGGAGUGCUAGCUCUGAAUCGGGGCGAGCUUCUAUAGGCAGCGAAAUUACUAUACAACCGAAGUCGAGUGCUUCAAAUACAUCGCUUAAUGUGUCAAGCUUCCAUCCAGGUAGUGGUCCGCCAUCGUCAAUGAUGAGUCGCCGUCGCUUCUUGAAUACGUCCGCCUCGAGCAGCGUAACUAGCGAGGGUACUGCCACUCCCGAUUUACAAGUAGCCGAUGGCUCAUAUCCCAAUCAUUUGGAUGAUGAAACAAGCUCAGCUUAUUCGUGUGACACAGAGGGCUAUUACACUUCAUUUCACAUGGACAGUGGUCUGCGCACGCUGAAAGAAGAAGAUCCGCCAAUGACGCCAUUGCAACACAAUCAAAUGUUGCAUACGAGUAACUAUUCUUUUGGCAGUCAGUCCAACCAAACUGUGCUAACGGCCGAAAACGAAUAUGAACUCUUCGGCAAAGGCUCCACAUCCACCACGACCAGCUCGGCGGGCACUGUUUGCACAACUCUGCUGGUGAGUGGCGAACAAAGCAGUCUGAAUAGCGUGGGUCCAGAUGUGCCCGAACGCAUCAGCUCAUUGGGUAAGUUGAACAAGAAUAACCACAGUAAUAGCGCCAGCACUAGCACGCUUGAACGCAGCUACUCCAGCAGCACCAUAGGUAGCACUUUAGAACGCACUGGCACCAUAAAACGCAAUGUGAAUGCCGGCCUUAAACUAAACACCACUGGUGAUGCGAACGAUAUUGACGGCAUCAAGGGUAACUUUGAAACGCCCGAGUCACAAGAAGACGAAUUUGAUUUUGAAAAACGUAUACGACGUCGCUCAGCGCAGCCGUUGCCCGCAAUCGUUCUGUCCGAGGUGGAAUGCUCCGAAAGUUCCGAUUUGGAGGGUGUGGAACGUAUUGAGCGCAUCAAACAAAAGACUGCUAUUAACGCAAAGCGCAUACCGUCUAUGUGCAUCAUAACGCCAACCACUAGCGAUGACGAGAACCAAAGCAAAGAUGGCGGCGAUGGCGAUGACGCUUACGAUCCAGACCGCACUUUAACACCACAAAGCUCGCCAUGUUCGAAAGCUGCUAGAAAAGGAGAAACCACCCUUAAAGUGGAAAUAAACGAAGUGUCCGACUAUUGCACUGUGGAUGGCAACAAUGCGGCGAGAAAAGUGGUGGAAGCACCACUCACCCCCACAAAGGGUGACAAAGACCACAAUUUGAAUGUGCUGAAGCGAAAUUCAAAUUAUGCCUUGAACAUGUUCGAAAAACUGAAAGUCGUCUUGCCAAGCAUUAAACGUUCGCCCAGUAAAAGCUCACAGCCCGAGAGUGUGGUCGAUGACGACGAGCUGUACGACACAGCCGGCGAGUAUGUGACCAUUGCAGACAUUAGCAACAACAAUCGGCACAAUCAACUACCAACGCCGAAAGCAGUAGGCGCAAGCUGCCUUGGAAUCUACUAUUCCAAUGACAUAGUUCGACGCAAACUUGGUGUUGCCUCUGCUGCCGCCGAUGCAGCGACAAAAGCUCACGAGCCCAACAAAACGCUUGCGGCGGGCAGGAAGCGCGAGACCGAGUACGUUUCAUUGAAUGAGCUGCCACAACAUUUGCGUAAAGCUGGUGGCAGCACAUACAGCAGCGGUGCAGCAUUGAGUGCAACAGCCAACAAUGAAAUUACUGCCACCGAUGGCAGUGCAGCCACGUUCGAGACGGAAGCGAUGCAAAAACAGACGACGACUACGGCCACGCAGUGCGCAGAAUCCGCACAACAAAGCAAAUCGGUUGUUCAAUCCGCCGUGCCCAUGUAUGCCGAAAUCAGCGAAGUGCGAGAGCAGUCUUCAGCCUCUCCACUAACGCAACACAAGGGUGCUCGCGUGCGUCUAAAUUCGCAGGGUAAAAUUAUUUACGAAUCGGACAGCUUGAAGCGACGCAAGGGCGCGCACACAACAUUCGCACCUGGUCCGUAUGUAAAAGAAACUGAAAGUGCGCUGCCCGAAAUCACAAGUGUGAACGCACAACGCACGCAGCAGGCGCAAUUGCAAGCCCAAUCCCAAUCCCAGUCUCAGUUGGGCAGUGAAAGUGCAAACGCAGCGAAAGCGAAUAUUUCCGUGUCGGCGAAGACAACAGCGGCCAAAUUACUUUUGCUAAAUGGUGGUGUAGCGGCGACCAGAAAAAUCGCCAAUGUGCGUCCCAUUGUUGCAACGUCACCAUUAACUCUAGCCAGACAACAACAGCAACAGCAGCCUACGCAGCAACAUUACACCGGGCAGACAGCUAACAGCCAUUCAAAUAUGUCAUUGUCGUCUGGCUUGUAUGAGGAGCCUCGUGCCACACUGCCGUACAGCAGCAGUUACCAAGACAACAAGAAUCUGUUGGCCAACAAUACAAAUCCAUUCUUCCAAUCGAACAUCAUCACCGCCGCAGCACCGGCAUCAGCGCUAAAGAUGAUGCCCUCUCCAUCGACCAAGUCCACUUCGUCCACGGGCUCCACCAUAUCGUCGAGCACAUCAACGAACACCAGCAGUGGCACUUCGAGUGCAUCCUCUGCCAAGGAAGAAGGCUAUCAACGUUUAUAUAAAACGAGAGAUCAGCAACAGCCACUGCCACAACCACCAGUUGAAUCGGUACCGCAAUCACAGGUGGAGGCAUCGCCCUUCCAGCGCAACACGCCCAUCUAUUGGACGCUGCAGAAUCGCAGACAGCAAAAGGCGCCACCCAGUAGCGUGACAUGUCGAGACGAUCUCUAUGCCACGCCCAUAAAACGUUCAGAACGUAUGGCACGCGCAGCAGCGUCUGCAGCCCAAAAUGGUGCGAACAGCGCCAGCAACAUAUCGCCGAUUGUGCCACGUAACCGUAGUGGGUUCCAAACAUCCACACCCUCGCGAGGAGACGAUGCUGCAUUGGCGGCGCUAAGUAAUUCGCCUUGCAGACAACCACUCAGUCGCAAUCCGACUUGGGCUGAUGAUAAUUCACCAGAGCGCUACAACACCUGCUCGGAUCGCAUCGGGCAUAGUAAGACGAGUUUGCUGGAUUUCAAGAAGCUGCUACUGGCCAAAUCGGUGAAGACGAGUCCUGUUCAACGGAAACUCUCCGCAGUGGAGUUGCUGAAGAAGACCAGUCCGGUUAAUGUAUCACCGGCAGAGGCAUCAAUUAAUAAACCAUUGCCUGCUAGUGGCACGCAAGCGCUGAACGGCAGUAUGAAAUUGCUAGACUUGAGCGGUUCACCGAAAACGUUCGCCAAUCGGCGUAUGCUGCGCCAAGGACAGUUCGGUUCACCAUCUAAAAAUUUCGCGCCCAAACUCAAAGGCACCACAGGUGGCAGCAUAGCUAAUGCCGUGCAACGCACCAAUAUUAUGUCUACCACCAUACCGGAGGUGAACAGCGAGGAAGAUCACUCGAGUACGUCGUCGAGUACGAACAGUUCAAAGGACAGCAGUGAGCUGAAGACAGUUUUAGGUAUGGCGGCAGCGUUGGAUGCAACGGAGAAUAGCACCAACCGUUCGUACGACCUGAAGCGGAAUUUCUUCUUGCAGACGGAGGAGAAUAACUUUAUGCGUGGCGAAAUGAAGGCGGCGUUCGGCAAAAGCAGCACACCGUUGACGUCACCAGUGCCAAUUGCGGCAGUGCCAGCGGGAACAGCAUUGGCAAUGAGCAACAACAAAUAUGUGGGUGGGCAAGUGAAAUCCGCCAACAGUAGUCCCUUGCGCACUGCCACGAUUUCGGAUGUCGUGAAUCGUCAUUACGCGCCACAAUCACCAUCUGCGGGAGCUACGCUGACGUUGGCACCAGCAGCAGCAGCAAAGGCCACGGUAACGGCAACCGUGACGCCUAUGCCAGCGUUGGAGACGGCGCUUUAAGCGCAUGGUGAUGUGCAGCAUCAUUUGUUACUGUCAGCGUAACACACACACACACAUACAUAUGCACAUAUGAAACGAACGAAAAGCAAUUUCGAAAUCAAUUAACAAACGUACGAUGUUUAUUACGGGGCGUUUCCGAGGAAUGCGAGAAGAGUGAGAGUGGGGAAGAGAAGUUGGAGAGUAGAGGAGUAGGAGAGUAGGAUAGUAGGGGAGCAGAGUAGCAUCGAGGCGGAGCGCAGCUGCUGCAAGAGAAUGACGCUAAACGCUUGUUGCCUAUUUUCAUAAUAUUUUUAUCAUACACAUCCACACAUACAUACAUAUAAAAGAUGCUUACAUCAACACACACACACACAUACAUGCUUAUACUACCUAAUGAACGCGUGCAUACGCAGUUAAAAAUGCGUUCAGUGCAUACAUUUUAGAGGUGAAAAAUUAUUUAUAAUAUAAACGAAAAAAAAAACAAAUAAUCGCAAAUUUUACAAUGCAAAAACAACGCGUAAUAAUUUAGGUUUAGACAGUCAAAUGCAUUUACUUAAAAAUAAAUAAAAAUACAUACAUAUGUAUGUAUGUGCACACCCAUCUAAGGGUAUAUUUAGUUGCAUCCAUAUAUUAAAAUGCGUUUAUACAUGCAUACAUAUGCACGUGCGUACAUAUGUACAUAGCAACAAUGUGCACCUAAGCGCAGUAGAGUGUAAGGCAUUUGCCGCAUACAUUUAGGCGUCAAACGCUUAGACGACACCAGACAACGCAAGCAAUUACGCAAAUAAGUAAAUAUUAAUAAAAAUAAUGCACUAGUACAUACAUACAUGCACGCAUACAUACAUAAAUACGUAUACCAUUUGCUCACAAACACUGAUAUUUACUGCAAUUGAAGCGCCAAAAUGCAUGGAAUUUGCGAAAAGAAACAAGAAAAAACAAAACAAAAAAAAACGUUGAAACAAAAAACUAAGUAGUAUUUAAAAACAACAACAAAUUACAAUCUAACUUUCUACACUUUAUGCUUCGAUUUUUGAAGUACCCAACAGCCAGCCAGCUAAAUGUAGGAAAAAGUCAAAAAACAAACAAAAAAACACAACAAAGAAGAAAAAAUGCGACCGACCGAAAUGCCAACACAACUGGCCAAUGGCUAAUGUCCUUGCAUCGCUGGCCGACCAUCUACUUAUAUGUGUGUAUAUCUAUAUUAUAAUGCAUACACGCAUACAUGCAUACAUAUUUAUAUUAUAUAUUUAUUAUAUAUUAUAAUUUAAGACAUAAACAAAACACUUUCAAUUCCUAAAUGCUGAAACGAUUGCCUUUUCUCUUCGGUUAAAAUUAGAAUGAAAAAUAACAAAUAACAAAUACAACAAUAAUUACAUCUUUAUUGUGCUAACAAUUAAAUAAUUAGUUACCUAAUUUUGGCUAAGAAAAUAUCGAAAUUUACUCGACGAGUGCUUACAGUGAUUACCACAAUUAUGCAUACACACUAAGCACACGCAUACAUACAUACAAGUAACUAAUUGUAAAAUCUGAUUUUCUUCUAAAAUUUGCGCAUAAGUUUUAACAUUUGACAAACAAUAAUUUAUUGCUAUUUAUAAUUUAUUUAAGUUAAUAAAAAAUGGUUUCAAAUUUUAGCUAAUAAUUUAUAUAGCUGAGCAAAUAAAAUAUUAUAAUAAAGCAAUGCAUAAAGAGGAAUAAUAAGCAAAUAUACAA